AUGCUAAGAACUAUACUGGAAGUCUGCAUUGCGAUAGCUUUGGGCCUGGUGGCUAACUUUUGCUCCAAAGGAGGGACGAGGAAACGUGACAGAGACGGAGCGGGUGUAAUCGCUGCUGGAAACGACGAAGAGAUCGACAAGGACAACUCUGACGCAUUGAACAGCAGUGAGGUGCCAAAAAAGGUGGAUCGCAUAGAAUCCAAAGAGAAGGCGCAACAGCUAAGAAGUGCGGAAUCUAUCAGCAAUGAUGCCAAGAGAAGUAGUAUAGACCGUCGCAGUGGUCAUAGUGACGGUAAUCGCAAUGCUAACAAAGCAACGCACUCGACUGAACGACAAACACAAUCAAAAGCCAAGACUAGACGGACGACUAGUCUAGUAGAAAAGAAGACCAAACCAACACAACCGAAGCUUACUUUGAAGCACGACCGAAGCCUUGAGUUACCCAAACGCCCAACUAAUAUUGUCGCACGACCCAUUCGAGAAGCCGUGAAUGAAGAUAUUGAAGACGGCACUUACGAAGAUGUCAAUCUAGUGGGACCGUCUGCUACGUGAUAACGAGAAGACAAAUAUCAUUUGUUACUCAAAUUAUUGUCUUGAUAAAGAAUCGGUUGCAG
This is a messenger RNA of Cylicocyclus nassatus, 614 nucleotides long. The record is from the annotation of a GenBank genome assembly. Lineage: Eukaryota; Metazoa; Nematoda; Chromadorea; Rhabditida; Strongylidae.